CAUUCCCCCCUCUUCCUUCCCGUUAAGCUAAUCUCUGUCGGUCCGCUGCUUACACCUGCCGCUCCCCGUCUCUCACGUCCAGCCUCACUCAACAUGGAUGAUUUUGACAUGCUGAACGCCCCGGCCGCCGAUAACGGUGUCGGUUCGGAGGAGGACCCCGCCGCCGCCUUCCUGGCCCAGCAGGAGAGCGAGAUCGCGGGGAUCGAAAACGACGAAGGCUUCAGCAUCCUGGACAGCGGAGAGGUCCCCUCGUCGCUGGGAGAGUCUAAUGAUGGUGCCAUCAAUGGAGAUCUUCAUGUGGAAAGCAAUGGCCCAUCAGAUGCUUACGCAGCAAUUUCCAGUGCUGACCGGCUGCAGGCCGAACCUGAAAGCCUACGCAAGUGGAGGGAGGAGCAAAGCGAGAGGAUGGAGCUUCUAGACGACAACUCUCGCCAGCAGGAGUCUGAGUGGAAGGACAAGGCCAAGGUGGAGCUGGAGGAGUGGCACGCCAGGCAGAACGAGCAGCUGGAGAAAACCAAAACCAACAACAGGGCGGCUGAGGAGGCCAUGGUUUCAGAUCUGGAUGAGAACAACCCCGGCACAGAGUGGGAGCGGGUGGCUCGGCUCUGCGACUUCAACCCCAAGUCCAGCAAGCAGGCCAAAGACGUGUCCCGCAUGCGCUCCGUCCUCAUCUCCCUGAAGCAGUCUCCGCUCGUCCGCUAGGCCGCCGAGGCCGCUCAGGGCAUCAUUCCAUAUCAUCCUCUUAUCACCACACAUACCUACCAACCUAGCUACCGACGUCCCACCAUUUGUAUUCUAAAGACAAGGGGGCUUGCACCUCAUCUGUUGCUAUCUGUUUGCCAUACACAGCCCUUCCCCCCCAGUGGAAGGACAGAGCCAGUGGUCCCAUCCCCAUCUAUCUCCUCCUGGCAGGGCUGUAGAGAUUAGCCUCGAAGUACCAGCUCACCAAGUUCUGCCCCCCUGAAAGGUUUUAGAACCUCCUCUGCAGACAAGUCCACACCUCGUAAUUCCUCUUCCUUGUUGUUUAACGAGAUCAAGACCAGUUAGAUCUUAUGUUAGGAAUAACCAGACCAGUUCUCUGUAGGGCUGGUGAGUUGGGACACUAAAAGGGAAGGGUUGAUGUUUGUUUGGGCCGACAGCGACACUACAGCCUGCUUCUCAUGGCCCCCAAACAAUAUCAUUCCCAUGAUGCUGUACUCAUUCUGAUCCUGUCAAUGUUGAUCUGUGAGGGUUGGUUGUUGUUAAAUGGAUUUAAUUUGCCCUCCAUCUCCCCAUGUUCUCCCAGCCUCACAAAAAAGUAUCUUCAGCAUUUUCUUUUCUUCUUUUUGUUUAAGGACCAAACUAAAGCAAAACUCCAGUUCUUUGACCCAUGUGUGUUUAGAGCCUGCUUGUGGUAUAUGUUGUGUUAAAUUUUCCAAUCUAUGCAUUUCCUUUUGAACCCCCCCCCCCCCCCUCUCUCCAGUCAGGAAGUCCAGUGAUUACAGUAUAUGUGAGCUGUUUGUAUGUGCGUUUAAACCUCAACAGUGUGUGUAUGUACUCUAUGUGUGUACCUUUGUACAUAUACAGAUGGCAAUAUAUAUACAGAAUAUAAAACGAUUAUGUCAUUGAAAUUAGACACUUGUGGUUUUAACGAAAACUAAAACGAUCAGCCAGCUGUUGCUUGACCAUGUGUGUUCAUUGUCCUUUUGAUUUCAAUAUCAGUAAAAGUUGAAUGAAA
This is a messenger RNA of Pleuronectes platessa (European plaice), 1717 nucleotides long. It is a transcript of the gene clta, whose product is annotated as clathrin, light chain A. The transcript has 5 exons. Gene Ontology annotation, cellular component: synaptic vesicle membrane; clathrin coat of trans-Golgi network vesicle; postsynaptic endocytic zone cytoplasmic component. NCBI's taxonomy places the organism in Eukaryota, Metazoa, Chordata, Actinopteri, Pleuronectiformes, Pleuronectidae. Gene Ontology annotation, molecular function: structural molecule activity; clathrin heavy chain binding. Gene Ontology annotation, biological process: clathrin coat assembly; intracellular protein transport; clathrin-dependent endocytosis. The coding region runs from base 94 to 702 and encodes 202 amino acids. The record is from RefSeq and is a predicted model, not a curated record.